GAGGACAUAAAAACUCGCCCCAUUUUAUGCAACAUAUCGCAUAGUAUGAUAAACUCGUCCCAUCGUCGAUCAAGCAGAAGCGGAAAGUGUAGUUGCGCACGCAUAGCUUGUGUGUAAACUGAAGAACAAAAAGGAAAAUGCAGUCUCAGAGAUUCCCGGGCCAGGGCCCUCCGAUGAGACCGUAUCAACAGCAAGGAUACCCACCUGGUCCUAGACCAGGUGGAUAUCCAGGCCAGCAGAUGGGACCUGGAGGGCCACAAAGAAUGGGGGUUCCCCCACAUGCGGGCAUGCCACCACAUCCAUAUGCAGGACAAGCAGUGCCCCCUACCAGCAAAGCCACCAGUGGAAAGGUGAAGGGUGACUCACAAUGUAUGCGACCAGGUAUGUCUCCAGGUAUGCCCCCACCCCCAGGACCACCAGGUAUGCAGGGACCUAUGGAUAGGAAGCGACCCCCAGACCCUCGGGCGGCCCAGCAUAUGAAGACGAAGAAAAAAAAGAAGGUUGCUGACAAGAUCCUCCCUCAAAGAGUAAGAGACUUGGUGCCCGAGUCUCAAGCCUAUAUGGAUCUGCUGGCCUUUGAGAGAAAACUUGAUACAACUAUUAUGAGAAAGAGACUGGACAUUCAGGAAGCUCUCAAACGACCGAUGAAGCAAAAAAGGAAGCUUCGCAUUUUCAUUUCCAACACAUUUUACCCAGUCAAACCAGAAGGAGAGGAUGGAGACGAAUCCGUUGCCUCCUGGGAGCUAAGGGUGGAAGGGCGACUUCUUGAAGACUCCAUGAGUGCAAAGCUUGGAAGUGACCCUGCUAAGGUGAAACGGAAGUUUUCUUCCUUCUUCAAAAGUCUUGUGAUUGAGCUGGACAAGGAUUUAUAUGGACCAGACAACCAUCUGGUGGAGUGGCACAGGACACCAACUACACAGGAAACAGACGGAUUCCAGGUGAAACGCCCAGGUGACCAGAACGUGAAAUGUACUGUUCUCUUAAUGCUGGACUACCAGCCAUCACAGUUUAAGUUGGACCAGCGACUGGCCAGGUUACUGGGUGUCCACACACAGACUCGACCGGUCAUCAUCAAUGCUCUCUGGCAGUACAUCAAAACACACAAGCUUCAGGAUCCUCAUGAACGAGAGUUCAUCAACUGUGACAAAUACCUUGAACAAAUAUUUGAGAGUCCUAGGAUGAAGUUUGCAGAGAUUCCAGGGAAGCUGCACAGCCUUCUGAUGCCACCUGAUCCUAUUGUCAUUAACCAUGUCAUUGUUGUGGAGGGACCUGAUUCCAGGAAGACUGCCUGUUAUGAUAUUGAAGUGGAAGUUGAUGACACCCUUAAACAGCAGAUGAACUCCUUCCUGUUGUCAACACAGAGUCAACAGGAAAUAGCAAGCCUUGAUUCCAAGGUAUGGAUCCAUGAGACAGUGGAGACUAUUAACCAGCUGAAGACGAACCGGGAAUUCUUCCUUAGCUUUGCCAAGGAUCCACAGGAAUUCAUAAAUAACUGGCUCAUUUCCCAGACACGGGAUCUCAAGACAAUCACAGAUGUUGCUGGUAACCCAGAGGAGGAAAGACGGGCCGAUUAUUACUACAAACCGUGGUCACAGGAGGCAGUAUGUCGUUACUUCUACGGCAAGGUACAACAGCGACGGAUGGAACUAGAACAGGCACUGGGAAUACGCAAUACAUAGCAUAAAUAUCAUCAACCUGUGGUGACUCGAGAGAACAGGACAUCAACAACUGUUGCUGGUGUGGGAGAAUUCCAGCAUCUUCUGAUGUUGUUAGUGAUUGAGAGACAAACUAGCUUAUAAACACAAAAAGUCAUCUGGGAAUAUGAUUAUUACACAGCUUGAAAAUUUGUUAAAAUCUGAUACAUGGCCAUAAAAUUGAAGAUGAAAAGACUUUGUACAAGUGUAUAUACAUCAUACAAGAUGCAUCUAGUUAUCAAAAUCAUCAUUUUAUCAUUGCCCAUUUCAUAGAUAUGUUGUAAUCAUUUUUGUAAACUGGAAAGUGUUCAAAUAAAGCUUGUAUAUUUAAUGUACAAGUUACAAAAUCUGUUGUAAAUAAAUUUUGUGACACUGUA
Messenger RNA from Pecten maximus, 2071 nucleotides. RefSeq names its product SWI/SNF-related matrix-associated actin-dependent regulator of chromatin subfamily D member 1-like. The transcript is spliced from 18 exons. Gene Ontology annotation, biological process: regulation of transcription by RNA polymerase II. The coding region runs from base 138 to 1679 and encodes 513 amino acids. Gene Ontology annotation, cellular component: SWI/SNF complex; nucleus. Lineage: Eukaryota; Metazoa; Mollusca; Bivalvia; Pectinida; Pectinidae. The record is from RefSeq and is a predicted model, not a curated record.